UCCAUUAUUACAAAACAGACGCGCUGAAAACAUUCAACUUGGCGACAACGUUUCGCUGAGGAGCUUCAUCAUCAUUCACCAUCACCAACACCUUCACCUUCACCUUCUUCUCCACCAUGGAACUUUUCUGAAGCUUCGUUUUCACUCAAUCACUACAACACCAUCCGUUGAUUAAUCCCGCUAGAAUUUUCCCCCAAAAAAAUUGAAAAAAUUAUUAUUUUAAUCUUAAUCUCUGCUGGAAAGCCACCGAUCUUGCGUUUUUCUUCAAUUUGAGGGGGUUUUGGAACCUGGGUUUGGAGAAAGUUUUGUUUUUGGCUUCUGGGUAUCUGAGUGUUUUCAUUGAAGGAGAAGAAGAUGAGUAACCAGAGGAAGAAGAGUUUUCAGAUUGAGGCUUUCAAGAACCGGGUCGUCAUGGAUCCGAGGUACGCUGACAAGACAUGGGACCUUCUGGAACAUGCAAUUCGUGAGAUAUACAACCACAACGCUAGUGGUCUCAGCUUUGAAGAGCUUUACAGGAAUGCAUACAAUAUGGUUCUUCACAAAUGUGGUGAGAAACUAUACUCAGGGCUGGUUGCCACCAUGACUGCUCAUCUCAAAGAGAUAGCUAGAGAUGUUGAAGCCACUCAAGGAGGUUCCUUUCUGGAAGAAAUGAACAGGAAAUGGAAUGACCAUAUUAAGGCAUUACAAAUGAUUAGAGACAUUCUGAUGUACAUGGAUAGGACUUACGUACCAGGCAACAAGAAGACCCCUGUUUAUGAACUUGGCCUGAAUCUCUGGAGAGACAAUGUUGUCAAUUCAGACCAGAUAAAGCCUCGAUUGUUGAAUACACUCUUGGAAUUGGUUCACAGUGAACGCUCUGGUGAAGUUAUUAAUAGAGGACUUGUUAGAAAUAUUACAAAGAUGCUAAAGGAUUUGGGUUCUUUUGUUUAUGUGAAAGAAUUUGAGUUUCAUUUUCUUCAAGUUUCAGCUGAGUUCUACAUGCUAGAAUCCCAGAAAUUUAUUGAGUGUUGUGAUUGUGGGGAUUAUCUGAAGAAAGCUGAGAGGCGUCUAAAUGAGGAAAUGGAUAGAGUGAGCCAUUACUUGGAUCCCAUGACUGAAAAGAAGAUUACUAAUGUGAUGGAGAAGGAGAUGAUUGAAAAUCACAUGCUUAGAUUAAUCCAUAUGGAAAAUUCUGGGUUAAUUAACAUGCUUAGUGAUGAUAAAUAUGAAGAUUUGGGUAGGAUGUAUAGCUUGUUCCGUCGUGUUGCUGAUGGUCUCUUGAAAAUACGUGAAGUGAUGACUUCACACAUCAGAGAGUCUGGUAAACAGCUUGUUACUGAUCCAGAAAGGUUGAAGGACCCUGUUGAAUUUGUGCAAAGGCUCUUAGAUGAAAAAGAUAAAUAUGACAAGAUUAUAAAUUUGGCGUUUAAUAAUGACAAGUUAUUCCAGAAUGCUUUGAGUUCCUCAUUUGAAUACUUCAUUAACUUGAAUCCUCGUUCUCCGGAGUUCAUUUCACUAUUUGUUGAUGAUAAGCUUCGAAAAGGUCUGAAGGGGGUUAGUGAGGAUGAUAUAGAGACUACUCUUGACAAGGUGAUGAUGCUAUUCCGGUACUUGCAAGAAAAAGAUGUGUUUGAGAAGUAUUACAAACAGCAUCUAGCAAAGCGGCUUUUGUCUGGAAAAACCGUUUCUGAUGAUGCAGAGAGAAGUCUCAUAGUCAAGCUCAAGACAGAAUGCGGUUAUCAAUUUACCUCUAAAUUAGAGGGCAUGUUUACUGACAUGAGAACCUCUGUAGACACAAUGCAAGGCUUUUAUGCCAGCCACCCUGAGUUAGGCGAUGGCCCUACACUUACUGUGCAGGUUUUAACAACAGGGUCUUGGCCAACUCAAUCUAGCUUGACAUGUAACCUGCCAGCUGAAAUGUCCGCACUUUGUGAGAAGUUUCGGUCAUAUUACCUCGGCACCCACACUGGCAGGAGAUUGACCUGGCAAACUAACAUGGGCACAGCAGACUUAAAAGCUACCUUUGGAAAAGGUCAAAGACAUGAGCUAAAUGUCUCCACCUACCAAAUGUGUGUCCUCAUGCUGUUCAACAAUGCUGAGAGACUAACCUACAAGGAAAUUGAGCAAGCAACUGAGAUUCCUGCUUCAGAUCUGAAGAGGUGCCUGCAAUCAUUGGCUUUGGUUAAGGGAAGAAAUGUUCUGAGGAAGGAGCCUAUGAGCAAGGAUGUUGGUGAGGAUGAUGCAUUCUUUGUUAAUGACAAGUUCAGUAGUAAACUGUACAAGGUGAAAAUAGGAACUGUAGUUGCACAAAAGGAAUCAGAACCUGAGAAACUGGAAACUCGACAAAGAGUGGAGGAGGACAGGAAGCCGCAGAUUGAGGCAGCGCUAGUGAGGAUCAUGAAGUCGAGAAAGCAACUUGAUCAUAACAAUCUCAUAGCUGAAGUCACAAAGCAGUUGCAGUCACGAUUCCUUGCAAAUCCAACAGAGGUGAAGAAACGGAUCGAGUCUCUCAUUGAGCGGGAGUUUUUGGAGAGAGAUGAUGUUGACCGAAAACUGUACCGAUAUCUUGCCUAGAAUUGGUAAGCUUUUGUUCAUUUCAGUUAAGUUUCAGUGAUACAAAUAUUGUCUUGUGAACUAUGUGUGGAGAAUGACCUUUUAGCAGAUUCUUUUUUUUGACGGAAAACCUUUUGGCAGAUUCUUAAUGUACACUGAAUUGUUCCUUCAA
This is a messenger RNA of Lotus japonicus, 2704 nucleotides long. Its product is annotated as cullin-3A. NCBI's taxonomy places the organism in Eukaryota, Viridiplantae, Streptophyta, Magnoliopsida, Fabales, Fabaceae. Gene Ontology annotation, biological process: ubiquitin-dependent protein catabolic process; protein ubiquitination. Gene Ontology annotation, molecular function: ubiquitin protein ligase binding. Gene Ontology annotation, cellular component: cullin-RING ubiquitin ligase complex. The record is from RefSeq and is a predicted model, not a curated record. The coding region runs from base 355 to 2553 and encodes 732 amino acids. The transcript is spliced from 2 exons.